Molecule: messenger RNA, 234 nt
Organism: Paraglomus brasilianum
Lineage: Eukaryota; Fungi; Glomeromycota; Glomeromycetes; Paraglomerales; Paraglomeraceae
Source: the annotation of a GenBank genome assembly
AUGUUGCCGCCGCCGGCAGACGAAGACGCAACAUCAGCAGACGAGGACGUCGCCACCACCAUCAUGUACGCCAGGACAGUGUCUGGCCCCGUUAAAGAGUAUUUGAUUUAUACUAUACGUUUUACGUUCUUCGAGUUCAUGCUGGAUUACACUUUGGGGGUCACUUCGUUUUACAGCAACCGUUUUGGAGAGAUGAAAGAAGAUCCUGUAAGUAUGACAUACAUAUACGCAUAG